AUGGCGGAACUGGGGAAGAAGUACUGCGUGUACUGCCUGGCCGAGGUGAGCUCGCUGCGCUUCCGCUGCACGGAGUGCGCCGACAUCGAGCUCUGCCCCGACUGCUUCUCGGCGGGCGCCGAGAUCGGGCCGCACCGCCGAUGGCACGGCUACCAGCUCGUCGACGGCGGCCGCUUCACGCUGUGGGGCGCCGAGGCCGAGGGCGGCUGGAGCAGCCGCGAGGAGCAGCUGCUGCUGGACGCCAUCGAGCAGUUCGGCUUCGGCAACUGGGAGGACAUGGCCGCUCACGUGGGCGCCUCGCGCACGCCGCAGGAGGUGAUGGAGCACUACGUGAGCAUGUACAUCCACGGCAACCUCGGCAAAGCCUGCAUCCCCGACGCCAUCCCCAACAGAGUAACGGACCACACGUGCCCGAGCGGCGGGCCCCUCUCUCCCAGCCUGACCACGCCGCUGCCCCCGCUGGACAUAUCGGUGGCGGAACAGCAGCAGCUGGGGUACAUGCCGCUGCGGGAUGACUAUGAGAUUGAGUACGAUCAGGACGCUGAGACGCUGAUCAGUGGCCUUUCGGUGAACUACGACGACGACGACGUGGAAAUAGAGUUAAAAAGAGCUCACGUAGACAUGUACGUAAGAAAACUCAAGGAGAGGCAGCGGCGGAAGAACAUUGCCCGUGAUUAUAACUUGGUGCCUGCCUUUCUGGGAAAGGAUAAAAAGGACAAGGAGAAAGCUCCCAAACGAAAGAUCACAAAAGAAGAGAAGGAGCUGAGGCUAAAGUUGAGGCCUCUCUAUCAGUUCAUGUCUUGUAAGGAGUUUGAAGACUUCUUUGAGAACAUGCACAAAGAGAGGAUACUCCGAGCAAAGAUUCGGGAACUGCAGCGGUAUCGUCGAAAUGGGAUCACCAAAAUGGAAGAGUCUGCAGAGUACGAGGCAGCGAGACAUAAGCGGGAAAAGAGAAAGGAAAACAAAAACAUAGCUAGCUCCAAGAGAGGGAAGGAGGAUGGUAAAGAGGGUGAAUUUGCUGCCAUUGAAAACCUUCCUGGCUUUGAACUCUUAUCGGACAGAGAAAAGGUGCUCUGCAGCUCUCUAAAUCUGAGUCCUGCACGUUAUGUAACUGUGAAAACUAUAAUCAUUAAAGACCAUCUCCAAAAAAGACAAGGAAUUCCUUCAAAGAGUCGCCUUCCCAGUUACUUAGAUAAGGUACUGAAGAAAAGGAUUUUAAACUUUCUAACAGAAAGUGGUUGGAUAUCUAGGGAUGCUUCAUGAAAUUCAGCUGAUCUGAAAAAACACAUCAAAGGCGCAUUUUGGCCUCAAGGACUCUGUUAUUUUUUUUCCUUCCCUCCCCAAAGAUUCAGAAAUCCUCCUGCUUAAAACAAAAAAGGCAAAACAAACCCACAGUAUUCAUGAUCCGUGGUUCAAAUGGAUUCUUCAUUUGGAUUACGGCAAAUACUGAACAAUACUUAUUCAUUGGUUUUCAUUGGUUUUGGUACAUUAUUAUAACAGAUCUCUUCCUCAUGGAAACUUACUCAAGGCCAGUAGGCCAAGGGUAGUUACUUUAGUCCUGUUGGACAAAUGAAUAUCCAUGUAAUCCUUGAUUUUUUUUUUGAAGGUGGGCGACAGUUUUCAGCAAGCAAAACUUUAAUCUCCUUUUGUUUUGUUCUUGACAUAAUACUGGUGGCAAAGUAAAGCUCACAAAAAUCCUGCGCACUCGAGCAAUAAGAAGCAGGGAUUUUUGAGAGCAUUGCUAAGCAUUCAGAACACUUUCCGUAGUAACUACAGCCAAGGCGUUCGCAGAACGGUGUGAGAGGCUCUGUAGAGCGUGCAGCAGGGAUGAGCCGUGACAGGGAGUGGAAGCCAACAAAUGUGGUGGAUCAGAUGCCCUCAGGUACUGAUGCUGUGGAAAGGCUCUUAGAGAGCUACCUUCACACCCAGCUGAUCCUGAGGUAGCUUUGACUCGAGUUUUUCCUGAUACAGGCCCCCACUGGAAGUUUCAGUGUUAACUAAGUAGUAGCAAGUUGCAGAAGCGCAAAGCAACUGUGGUGCUCUGUUUUGGAGGUGGGAUUUUUAGGGGGUCAGUACUACUAUAAAGUGGGUAAUUCUGGCCAGACAUGGGGUUUGGGCAAGGAUGCAAUGAGCUGUUUGCAGCAGCUGGGAGCCUUAGGCAGCAAAGUCACUGUCUCCUGUUAUUACCUCUGGUUGAGGGGAGUCUUUUCCUCCUCCUUUCCUAUCUGUAACUUCUGAGCUCAGAUGGUGCAAGGAGGUGUAGCUGCCACCUUCUGAGUUUGUUUGGGAGGGACAGAGAAAUUAAGCUAGAUUCUCAAACUGAUAGUGAUCAGUAAGAUUUUUUUUUUUUAAAAAAAAUGGGUUAAAACAGCUGUUAAAGUACAGAACUAUUAAUGAAACCAUUACAGGGUUUUAAUUGCACAUACCUUGUUUAAAUAUUUGAAACUGAGAUGGUAGCAAAACUGUGAACUAAAAGUCCUCUAUGGUGUGCAUUGUGCACCUUGACAGAUAACUCUGUCAGAGGACUACAGACUGAAUUAGAUUUUUUUUACAGACUGAAUUAGCCUGCAGCAGACAAACUUUUAAGUGGAGCAGAUAAUAAAAUGCCUGAUCUAUACAUCCUUUUGGUAAUAUCUACUGAUUAAGAGAAUGAAGCUGAAGAGGUAGAAAUAAUUUACAUUCAUUUCAUUCUUCAAUUCCUAUGCUGGAAUUGAACCAAAAGAAUUAAAAAAAAAAAAAAAAACAAAAAAAAAAAACCACACCACAAAUAAAUGCAUGUGGCAGAGGGCACAGGGUUAUUUAUAACAUUUUUUGGGGGGGGGGGGUCUAAGACCGCCCCCCCCACAGUUUCUUCUGGAGCAGGCAAGUUGGUGGCUACUUGGGUGGGUUUUCUGUAGGACAGAUAUGCUGAAAUAUGGAACUUGACUGAUUUGAAUGAAUGCAAGCAAUGGAAAUGUAAUCCUGUUUUGAUGCUUUGGACUGCAGUCAGUGAGGAACCCACCAAAUCUUAAAACAGUAUUAAUUCUGCAACUUGACAAGAGGUAUACUGAUGAGAGCUGAAUAGUUUUUUUUUAGUUAAUAUACAUCAAGCAUUACCAAAAUAGUGUUACCAGUGAGUUUAGCAUAAAAAGAGUACAAUUAUAAAGCCAGCAUUUCUGAGGAAAAAAACUCUAGUGCCUUUUUCUUUUGAGCUUGUGUUAUUACAUCCCGUCAAAAAAAAAAAAAAAAAAAAAAAAAAAAAAAAAAAAAAGGAAAGGGCAAUGGCCUCUCUUAUGUGACAUGUUGUUUGGCUUACUUGUAAGUAAGUAAGUGGCUUGUUGUGGAAUACCUGAAACAAAACUCUCUCGCCUUGGCAGCAAUGUAACUAACUGCAACAUGCUGAGCUGCUUAAAGAACCACUUCCAUCCUGUGUGCAUGUACAAGGCGCACAAAGGCAAGUCCCUAAGAUACAAACCAGUGACUUCCCCCCCCCCCACUCUGCCCUGCUCUGGUGGAAAGGAAUUUCAGCCUUUCUUUUUUUCCAGUAUUGUGGUUAAGCAAUUUGGUUCUUUCUAUAACCUGUUAUUCAACUGCCAUAAACAUAGCAUUGCUGAGAGUGUUCUGAAGCCUCAACUAUGCGUGUACCUGAGAGUUUAAAAGAAUUGUGGGUGUCUUUUUUUUUUCUCCCUCCCCCCCCAAAUCUGUGAUUUUUAUAUUUCUAUGAUGCUUUGGCACACUGAAGUCUAACUGAAGCAAUAGUCUAAAGCCCAUUGAAACAAUAACUUAAAAAUCCUAGGCACCAAUAAGUCAGUCAGUCAUUUAAAUGCUGUAGAAAUGAAUUCUGCAUUACACUUUGUAGUUUCUUAAUUCCUCAGCCCCUCCAAGAUGUUUCCUUGGUGCUAGACGUAACUUAUUGAACAUCAAAAUGAAUGUAAAAUAAAGUAUUUUUAAUGUAUGAAA
Rhea pennata is the source of this 3939-nucleotide messenger RNA. RefSeq names its product transcriptional adaptor 2B (gene TADA2B). Gene Ontology annotation, biological process: regulation of transcription by RNA polymerase II; chromatin remodeling. Gene Ontology annotation, cellular component: nucleus; SAGA-type complex. The record is from RefSeq and is a predicted model, not a curated record. NCBI's taxonomy places the organism in Eukaryota, Metazoa, Chordata, Aves, Rheiformes, Rheidae. The coding region runs from base 1 to 1263 and encodes 420 amino acids. The transcript is spliced from 2 exons. Gene Ontology annotation, molecular function: transcription coactivator activity; chromatin binding; zinc ion binding.